This is a messenger RNA of Humulus lupulus (European hop), 1275 nucleotides long. RefSeq names its product agamous-like MADS-box protein MADS3. The transcript is spliced from 9 exons. The record is from RefSeq and is a predicted model, not a curated record. NCBI's taxonomy places the organism in Eukaryota, Viridiplantae, Streptophyta, Magnoliopsida, Rosales, Cannabaceae. Gene Ontology annotation, biological process: positive regulation of transcription by RNA polymerase II. Gene Ontology annotation, cellular component: nucleus. Gene Ontology annotation, molecular function: protein dimerization activity; RNA polymerase II cis-regulatory region sequence-specific DNA binding; DNA-binding transcription factor activity, RNA polymerase II-specific. Bases 288 to 1046 code for a protein of 252 amino acids.
AACAAAGAAGAGUUUGUUGGGUUUUUCCAUUUUGUUGUAAUAAGAAGAUCAAAUAUUCCAUUGUUCACAAUUUCUCUCUUUCUCUCUCUCUUGCCCCAUCAAUAUAUAACAUACAUAAAAUAUCAUCAUUUUCUAUAUAAACUCCACCUCUCUAACUCACAGUUCUCUAUCAUUCCUCAGACUAUAUAGCUAUACCUAGUUAUUUGUUCCAAGUACAGCUCCAUUUUUGUGCCAACCCAGAACCACAAUUUCCCAAUCAGAAAAAAAGAAAGAAAACAAUAUAAGAUAUGGGAAGAGGGAGAGUAGAGCUGAAGAGAAUAGAAAACAAGAUCAACAGGCAAGUUACUUUCUCAAAGAGAAGAAAUGGUUUGCUCAAGAAAGCUUAUGAGCUCUCUGUGCUUUGUGAUGCUGAAGUUGCCCUUAUCGUCUUCUCUAGUCGAGGCAAGCUCUAUGAGUUUGGAAGCGCUGGUAUAGCUAAAACGCUUGAACGAUACCAGCGUUGUUCCUACAUUCCUCAUCAUGAUAAUAGUAUUGAAGCAGAGACACAGAGCUGGUACCACGAAGUUACAAAAUUAAAGACUAAAUAUGAGUCUCUCCAGCGUACUCAAAGGCAUUUGCUUGGUGAAGAUCUCGGACCACUUAAUGUGAAAGAGUUGCAAAAUCUUGAAAAACAACUCGAAGGAGCUCUUGCACAAGCUAGACAAAGGAAGAUGCAGAUUAUGGUUGAACAAAUGGAAGACCUGCGGAAAAAGGAGCGUCAACUUGGAGACCUUAACAAGCAGCUUAAGAUUAAGCUUGACGCAGAGGGACAAAACCUGAAAGCCAUUCAAAACAUGUGGAACUCUAACGUGGCGUCUGGAAGCACCAGCUUUGCUUUGCAUACUUCUUCUCAAAGCAACAUCACAAUGGACUGCCAGCACCCUUCGGAACCCAUCUUGCAAAUAGGAUAUCAUCAGUAUGUCCCAGCUGAAGGAACAUCCAAUAGUAUUAUACCAAAGACCUUGUCUGCUUCUGAGACUAACUUCAUGCAAGGAUGGGUUCUUUGAGCGCCACUACAUAUUUGGGCCUGAAAGAAAAAAACAAUACAACUUAAAUCUAGCACUUAACUAAAUGCACCUAUGGUUUUCGUAUUAUUAUUUAAUUACAAUUAUGAUAUUCUACGUACCGACUCAUUACUACUAAUUGCAAGGCAUGACUUUGUGAACCAUCACCGUUUUGGUUUUUAUUUGUGGUAUGUAAUUCCAACAAUAUAUAAAUAUAUAUAUCAUAUAUAUA